Micropterus dolomieu (smallmouth bass) is the source of this 8447-nucleotide messenger RNA. RefSeq names its product homeodomain-interacting protein kinase 3-like. The transcript is spliced from 18 exons. Gene Ontology annotation, biological process: peptidyl-threonine phosphorylation; peptidyl-serine phosphorylation. Gene Ontology annotation, cellular component: cytoplasm; nucleus; PML body. The record is from RefSeq and is a predicted model, not a curated record. Gene Ontology annotation, molecular function: protein tyrosine kinase activity; protein serine/threonine kinase activity; ATP binding. The coding region runs from base 356 to 4480 and encodes 1374 amino acids. Lineage: Eukaryota; Metazoa; Chordata; Actinopteri; Centrarchiformes; Centrarchidae.
GCGGAGAAGCAACAAGCUACCGAACCAGAAGCAACAGCUAGCAGCCAGCAGCUAUCUCUGUCGGGGACGCGGCGUAUUGACAUGCAAAAGUUUAGAAACACGGAUUUCCUUGUCCUGAGCGCAGGCAAGAGCAACACUUGGUGAAACAGGAUACGGCUGUCGAAACCAUGGGUCAUGGCUGGUUUUCGUAAUAGCUAGUUAUUUACAUUAUUUGAAGCUUCAAAUGUGUGAAAAGUCGCUCGGUCUCUCGUCGUUGAACAAGAUGGCAGCAGCAGCAUCGAUGCAGGAUUUGACUGUGGUGCUGGUCCUCGUUGCUAGCCUGUUACUUCACGCUCUGGGUGAUAUUAUUUAAGGUAUGGCCUCACAAGUCUUGGUCUACCCAUCACACCUGCACUCAGCUCAAACAAGUGCCUUAAGAACCAGCCACAGUGGUACCAGCAGACACAAAGACGAAGCUUACCGCAGUAAUAACACCAGCAAAGCCUUUCAGCACAGAGCCCCGCCCAAGACCUAUGUGAUAGGAGUCAACUACGGUAUCGCCCAUCCCAACAACGUUAUCCCAUCGUCAACCGGUGCUGAUUUAGGAAGACUGCACAGUGGACUACAGCUUGGAGAGAGGGAGGAGUGGGUGUUGCAGACUGCAGGAUUACAGAGAGAGGAAGGCAGGGAGAGACAAGGAGAAGGUCCAGGUGGGGUCCAGGAGACUCUUUUCCGGAGUCCACAGGAAGUGAGGCUUCAUAGAGACAGUUGUGGAACUCCAUCAGAAGGAGUAUUGGACUGUGGGCUACUAAGGGGGCCAUAUUUUAGAGAAGACAAAGAAGAGGGCACAAACGGAAGAGUACACGCGAGGGGAGCAUACUUUGACCUUCGAGACACAGGUGCCAUCCAGAGAUGUGAACGGAAGGCAGGUAAAGGUGGAGAACAUCCGCUGGAGAACAACUGCGUCGGAACCAUGCAGAUAGUGGAGGAGGAGUCUGCUCUACCUUCACUUCCUCCCCCUGUGGCCAUGUUGCAAACCAGCACUGUGAACAAUGCAGAGACUGUCAGAGUAGGGGGUGGAGGGACAUUGCCUAGUCAUAACAGGGUUGAGGCAGUGACCGGGAUGGAUGGGACCAAAAUGAGGCCUAACGGCAGUACUGAGGCAGUGGCAGGAGCUACAGUGACCAGGACUGGAUCGGGAGAUGGUGACUAUCAGUUAGUUCAGCACGAGGUUCUGUGCUCCUUGAAGAACAGCUACGAGGUCUUGGAGUUUCUGGGUCGGGGCACCUUUGGUCAGGUGGUGAAGUGCUGGAAGAGAGGAACAAAUGAAGUGGUGGCUGUCAAAAUACUGAAGAACCACCCAUCCUAUGCACGUCAGGGACAGAUUGAGGUGGAGAUCCUGGCCCGGUUGAGCAGCGAGAAUGCAGAUGAGCACAAUGUGGUGCGUGCUCUGGAGUGUUUCCAGCAUCGCAGCCACACCUGCUUGGUGUUUGAGAUGCUGGAGCAAAACCUGUAUGACUUCCUUAAGCAGAACAAGUUCAGUCCACUGCCACUUAAAAUCAUCAGGCCUAUUCUGCAGCAGGUUGCAAUGGCCUUAAAGAAGCUGAAGUCUCUGGGUUUGAUCCAUGCUGACCUGAAGCCAGAGAACAUCAUGCUGGUGGACCCCUCCAGGCAACCCUACAGAGUCAAGGUCAUUGACUUUGGCUCAGCCAGCCAUGUCUCCAAGGCUGUAUGCUCCACCUAUCUGCAGUCCAGAUACUACAGGGCUCCAGAGAUUAUUUUAGGCCUGCCAUUUUGCGAGGCCAUAGACAUGUGGUCACUGGGCUGUGUGAUAGCUGAGCUCUUCUUGGGCUGGCCCCUCUACCCCGGAGCACUGGAGUACGACCAGAUCCGGUACAUCUCUCAGACUCAGGGCCUGCCUCCCGAGCAGCUGCUCAACAAGGGCACCAAGACCUCUCGUUUCUUCUCCAAAGAGUCUGACUCUCCCUACGCCUCCUGGAGACUAAAAACAACAGAAGAGCAUGAGAAAGAGACGGGACUUAAAUCCAAAGAGGCCAGAAAGUACAUCUUCAGCUGUCUGGAUGACAUAGCUCACGUGAACUUGGUGUUGAGUCCUGAUAACAGUGACAUGCAAGCAGAGAAGGUUGACAGGAGGGAGUUUGUCUCUCUGCUGAGGAGCAUGUUGCUGAUCGAUGCUGAAGACAGAACUGUUCCCUCCAGCGUCCUCAAUCACCCCUUCCUCACUAUGACUCAUCUGCUGGACUACCCACACAGUAACCAUGUGCAGUCAUCUUUCCGUAUCAUGGACAUGUGCCACAGUUGGCCCACCAAUGCAGUUUUUGAUGCUCUGAAUCAGAACACCAUUCAUUUCUCAAGACCUCCAGUAGCCCCCACUGCCUCCUCUGGCCUCCCUCUGGCUUACAGCAACAUACCAGUCCACACUCAGGCUAUAACCCAGUCAGCUUCUUCAGUGUUGCAUCCUGGGAUAGCUCUAGCAGCUGGGAAUGCUCAGUUUGGGUGCAGUGACUCAUUCCCACCUGCCCUUCUUCUCUGUCCUCCCACCAUGCAAGGUAACCUUAACCAAACAGCUGGGUUCCCUGUUCCCAUGGUAACUCAGGCCCCUCCAAUACAGCCCUUACCAGUGAGGCCUGGUGUAAUUGCUCAGGCCUGGUCUAGCCGGGGACAGCAGCUCCUCGUCCCAGCAGCUUGGCAGCAGAUGACUCCAGUGGGUCCUCCGCCCUCUCACCCCCCUCCGCCACCCCCAUCCUCCCUUACCAACGACACCACAGCCGGCCCACAGAGAAUCAGCGACUGGCGGAAAGUGCGUCCCCACAGUCACUACAAUUCACUGAUGCAACAGCCUCUCCUGACUAAUCAGAUGCCGGCCCUCUCUGCCCAUCAGCCAAUCAAUAUUGGCAUAGCUCAUGUUGUGUGGCCCCAGCCAGCCAAUAAAAGGAACAGACACAGCCACAGUAACAGGAACCUGUCCUUCCCCAGCAACGUUCACAUAUCAGCAUGUCGGACCCCCAAGAUGUUCGAUGUCGGACAGGCAGCGGCACAAAGGGAGCAGCCUCAGAGGGAGGUGCCUCUGAUGGAAACCAGGCAACAGGAAGUUCAAAACACAGAUGAAGAGGAAGAUGAUGCAGAGGAGGAAGUGAGCUGCUUCAAAGAGGUGGUGCCAAAUGGUAACAGCCAGCUGAACCUUUCCAGUCAACAACAGCGAGAUGUGGCAGUUCUGAUGGGCGACACACCAAGCCCUGCUGCUAGCGUGAUCAGCAUCCACAGUGAACUGACCGACGGAGAGGACGAGGGGGAAGAUGAAGACCCUCAGACAUGCCGCCUGAGCGAGUGUAAAGACGAGUGUGUGUGUGAGGCUUGCAGACACACCAGUGUGUCUAUGGAGAGAGUGUGUUCCCUCAGCAGCCCCGACAGCAGCCUCAGCACCAGUUCUUUUGCCUCCAACUCACUUCAGUCAAGCCCCUCUGUCUCUCCGUGCAAGAGACCCAACAGCAUGUCCGAGGACGACGGCCACGAGAGCGGCUGUGACACAGUAGAGGGUUCCCCCACGUCCGACACAUCAACCUCCCCACGUGGUAACAGUACCUACCGUUUCCUUGACAACAGUAAUCACAACAACCGCCCACCUUUGGCUGCCAUGGUAGCACCACUGCCUUCCCCUGCAGUGCAGGGCAGGAGUCCCCGUGGUGUCAGGACAAUGGUGGUUCCACCAAUGAGAGUGCAGAACAACAACACUCAAGGGACAGAGGAGCGUGUCCAGAGAACAGUCUCAGAGUCCUGGUCCCGGUCCAAAGGACGCUGCAACUUCGUAGGACAACAGAGCACUCCCUCAUCCGUCCCCCUCUUCCCAUCCGCCCCCCUCCUGUCCCGGCAGCAAAAGGUGACGGGACAGCAGCAGCACCCUCUGGGCUUUGGACAGGUACAGCCGUACGGCUCAAACCACAGCAACAAAGAGUGGAACGGCAACUAUGGGCCGCUGCGACCGCACGCCUACAUCCCCCCUACUGUCCACACACACACCUUCACACACCUGCCGCACAGCAGCCCCACGCACACUUCGGCCGGCCCGCACACUCACAGCCAAGGCCUGCCCACACACACCCUGCUGUCCUACCCUCCCAGUGGCCCCCUCACCGCCGCUCACCACCCCCACACCAUCCUGCCCUCUCGCCCUCCUCCUCCCCCUCUCCUCCAGCACAGCUACAGUCUCUCCCACCCCCAGGGAGGCACUAUAGUUCACCAGGUUACCCUGGGCAUCAGCACCCACCCCCACCACCCUGGACACCCCGCUCCCCAUCCUCACAGGCUCCUUCCUUCCCCGACCAUCCACCCACAUCACCAGCCUGGCUAUGCCCACCACCCCCACCAGUUCAAGCCUCCCUUCCCCCCUCCUCACCCUUACAUGGCCUCCCCGGCCGCCUACACAGGCUUCCCUCUGAGCCCCACGAAGCUCAGCCACCACCCCCAGUUCUCUUAUAUCUGAGGAGCAGGGCGGGGCCGCAGCAGUACCUUCUUGUGAGGAGGGGCAACAGGAAAUGGACUGGGGCUGCGACCUGGGCAGGUAGAGCUAGCAGCAGAGCACAAAACGGACACUUAUGAUGAGGAAGAAGAAAAUAUGGUUAACAAGCGGAUGAUGGAUAAAAAUGUAACAUGGGGGGUGGAUAAAGAAGAGUAACAGUGCUGAAGAUGAUGUUUUAUGGUGACACAGCCUCUGUAAUCUGGAGGUCGGUGAUCAUAUUUGAUUGUCAGAGCAACUUCAACUCUGGAAAACCUCCUGCGAAAUCAUGGCAGCCAACGGAGGAAACAGUGAUUGAUUAAACUGCAAAGCUUUAUAAGAGAGCAUCACAAAAGUGAAUGAAUUCACAUAUGAUGACAUGGACAUUUUAAUUAAGAAUGUGUCCUUUGCACAUUACCUCCUGUCAUUUGUUGUUUGAGUAGUGUUAAGAGAAUAGGAUCCAAUUACAGGCUGGAAAUCAUUUGUUGUAAUCGCUGUCAGGCCCAUCAGCCUUCCCCCUUCCCUUUAUCUUUGUUGCCUUGUAGCAUGUGCUAGCCGGUCAGAUCUGUUUGUUAAGCCAUCCAAGUCUGUAUUAACCAGGAUUGAAUGCUCCUGUCAUCGUUUGAGGCAGACUUUACUGCUGCCGUCUCCUAGUGCCUUAAAACCAGAGUCUAUGACGUUACUUCAGGAGCUUAUAGAUUGUACAUUUAAAUGGGUUUGCAGCACUUAACCUUCAGACUCUGAACACGAUGGGCUUAUUGGAUAUAUAUGAGGAUAAUGCUUGUGGUUAUGUUUUAAUAUUGGCAAAUGUUGGACUUCAGUUUGCUUUGUGACUCAGAGUAUUGAUUUACUUUAGCUAGAGGCUGCACAUUUAGGGCUUUGACUGAAUGAGCUUUUUAUGUACAUAAAGAGUGAUUUGAUAUUUUGAUAAUCGAUUUCUAUUCACUAUAGUACUUAAUUCAUAACAGUAUUGUCACUGUUUACUGUAACUGCAAUACAAUCUAGAUAGCCUCUGGGUUGCUGUGUUUUUAUUUAGCGUUUAGGCUGGACUUGCAUUAAUGCAUUUUAUGUUUUAGUUUUUUGGGAGUGGCAUAGACUUAAAAAAAAAAAAGUGUUUUAUGUUUUUACUUUUAAAUGCUUCUCAGUGUUUGAAAUAACCUAUAAACUUACAGUAUCACUGCUGGGCUGUUGAGUGUUAGAUCUGUAUCGGUAAUUGUUUCAAAUAUUUGUGUGAGGCAAAACUUUUGUCCAUGUAUUGAAGCCUGUUGUCAGUUUUGAUACAUUCCUUCAGGGUGGAUGCAUAGCCUUGAUUUUGUGUUUUUGAUUUCCAGUGUGUAGUAGAGCUGUGUAUUUACCUGUCAUAUCAGCUGGUAUUUUUACUCCAAUCAGCACCAAAGACUGUUCAUUAAUCAUUUCUGAAGCAUGGUCGAUACAAUUUCUCCUUUCACCUCCAGCAUACUGUUGCAGUUACUACCAUUGGAAUAUAUUGUGAGAUCUCUAUUUUAAAAAUGAGGUUGAGGUUUUAUUUUUCUGAGCUAUGUUUGGCAAAUUGUAUUUGGAAUGUAUAGAUAAUAAGCUGCUAUGUACUGAUUAUCUGCCACUUCGUAGCUGUGAAUUUAGAGGAUUAAUCUCAUUCUAGCCUGCAUUCUCCCUCUCUUGUAUUGUAGUUCUGAAAACUAGAGACAAUAGAAGUGGGUUCUAUUUUGGAGUAUAUUGAAUGCUAUUCCUAUAUGCUAGUGCCUCUGUAUAUUGGCUUUGUUGUUUUGAAGUGAUUGUAAACUGCUGUAAUGGAAGUUAUGAGUUUUCUCUUUAUUUAGUUAUUCUGUUGCUUUUUGGUGUGUGUGUGUGUGUGUGUGUGUGUGUUUUUGUGCGUGUGCAUUUAGCAUCAGUAUUUGAAAUGUAGGCUGGGUUCACUCUUGGAUUCUGUAACCAGUGUGGUGUUAAUGUAUUAUCGUUUUUCUUCUGAUGACAUGGCUUUUAUUUCCGUUAUUGGACUGUAUUUGCAACUCUCCGUACUGUACAACUAGUGCCUUUCUUCAAACAAGUGGCUGACAGAUGACGUCUUGCAUUGAUAUCAAAGCAGUCUGAAAAUUUGUAGACUAUUUCCUUCUAAGGGGAUCAGCUCACAAAACCCCAAAGUUGUUUGUUUGACUAAGAUGAGGUCUAAAAACAAUCUUUUUUACAGAAUCCUAAGAAAGUACAAGUCAGGGACUUAUUGCGCUCACCAAGAACACCGUGCAGUACUCAAAAACAUAGGGCCUGAAUAAACACAAAUACAAAGCUUUAUUCUCAACGUGAAUGUAUUUGUGGAACUCGAGACAUCUGUUUUUGGUUUGCAAAUGAGUUAUUUGUUGCAUUUCUGAUGGCUACACAGCGUUUGCUCUCAUUUUGUGAUGGGAUGUUGAUAGAUCUUGUAUGCAGCUAUUACCAUAGGUUGUGUUUCAGGGUUUCUUCAAAAUGCUUUAUCUCUCAAUCAUACUCAACAUUUAGGUUCAAAGUUGUCCCAUCCUCAACUAUGGCAGCAUAUUGCCAAUGUGACCAAAAAAAAAUUUGCUAACUUUCUUGUUUCUGAGUUUUCACAAGAUCCUUUUCACGUUCUAACAAGAGAUUUUUCAUGUUAUGACGUCUUUUCCCAUUAAUUCUAGAGACUUCUGUUUUUAAGAGAUGUUUAUUGAUAUAACAAACAUUUCUUGUAAAAAAAAAAUUAAUUAAUUAAUUAAUUGUUAUCUAGUAAUGCGAAAUAAUGUCAUAGUAACAUGUACAAUGUCUUACUGUAACAUGAAACUGAGCAAAUAUUUUUUGCAGGACACCCCUACUUAAUGUAUUACAUUGUAAUGGUUUUACUACAUUGCUUGUAAUGGGUGUAUUUUGUGUACUCGUCUAAUAUGCUACUGUGUUGACGGUCCUUAGACAAAAGAGAGGAUGCACUGUUCAACGUGGUGUGCAGCCUAAAAUUAGAACCGAUAGGUGUGUCACGGCACACUCAUCUGUACUUUACUUAAAGGAAAAUGUUGUUUUCAUCCUGUGGUGUGCAGCCUCUCAUCUGUCAUCAUAUGUCUAUUCUUUCCGUCAGCUCAGCACUUGUGACGAGAUGAACACAUGUCCCACCUCAGUGAGUCCCAUGCCCUAAUCCCCCACCACUUUGGGUUGAUUGCUUAGGAUAGAUAAUCCCACCUCCCUGCAGCCUUAAUGCUGACAGUUGCAUCAUCAAAGUCACACGUGGGUCACAGUCCUACAGUCAAAGCUCAACAAGCACAUGGCGCUCAGCAGCCUUAAGUAUAAAUAAAAGCAGGGAAAUUCAUCUUAUUGUCCCUCUUAACAAAAAAAUGGAUAUGGCAAAUAGAGAGAGAUUUGGCUGUAGUCUAUCUUUCAGAAAUGAAGGUUUUGGUCCCUGUGGGCCUUCAAUUCUUGGGACCUCAUGACAAAACUGCCAACUCAACAAACACGAGUGUGACCAUCUCAUUUGGGUACUGGGCUGAAAAAAGAAAUAUUUGACUUCUAAGACACAUUUUACGUAGAUUUUGUACCACAACUAUCUAAUUAUCGGGUUGACAUUUAUUGUAUUUAGACACAAAUAUGUAGACAUGAUUGCUAAAUUGAAACUGUUACUGUUCUAAAUAUGUGUAGACAUGUGUGGCUUUAUUAUUUUAUUGUAUUUCCUUGAUUCUUUUUUUUGCUACACUAGUUUGACAUGUAGCAACUGCACUGUGCAAUAUACAACAAUAUGAGGACUGGGAAAAUGAUUAUGUUUGGAUGUAUUCAUGUGUGUCUUAACAGUUUGCGGUCGUUCCCACCCCCUAGUUCUCAGUGAGUUUCAAUGUGACCAAGCCCUAUGUACUUUGUCACAAAAAGCGGGUUCCUUCUUGGUGACUCUUAUUGGUAAGUGUCAAAUUAUGAAUUGAUGGUGUACUAUGUCAAGAUUAACUUUGAAUUAAAAAAAAAUCUUUUUGCUUCA